UUAGUCCUCGGCUGGAACUAUGAAACAAGAUCCGCCAAUCUGCAACAUCCUGUGUUCGAAUGCUGUAGAGCCCUGAUUUUAGUCCUGGAUUUGCCCAUGGACAAUUACAUGUACUGGCCCAAGCUUCACCCGCAAGAGCAGCUAACGGAUCUGGCAGACUGUAGAAUAAGAAAACCCUCUGUGGAAGACGACAUGCGAAGAGGCAUAAGGUCCAAGAAGAUGAAGCUACAAAAGAACACAGAGCAUGUUAUAAAUAAUAACAGAAAUUCAAAUUUCACCUCUUCCAAGAGGCACGGAUCUGUCAGGACAAGCCGAUCGCCGCCGGUGGAGUCCAAUUCCGUCGCAAACGCCUCCAACGCAUACAAGAUCCCUCCGCCCAGAUUGCCGUCCUCACCAGCCAAAGCGGUUAACUGGCGGCUGGCUUGCUUUCUGGCCAGUGAGUACCUUUCUGGCGGGACAUUGCUGGGGAAGCCAUGGCCAACGGAGGAUUCGGACACGAUACCCUGGGAAAAUUACACCCCUCGGCCGAAGAAGAAGCUCAGAGGACACGAAGCUUCCAGAGAAAAGGAGGCUCUUUAUUCUACUCUCACUGCCAAUUUCCUCCUCUCUGAUGACAUCCACAUACCUCAUAUUUUCAAUCCUUCACAGUUGGCCGCUUGGCUCGGAUUUAAAUGACCAUUCCGCGCAAACCCUGCAAUGAAAAUUUUGAAAGGUGGCUGUACUAUUUUGUGGUGGAAGAUCCAUUAGCAAUUGCUAUUGUCUUAUUGUCAAGGAGGAGACAAUUCCUCUUUUUAUUAUUCAAGAUUAGCUGUUGUGACAGAUUUUUCUGUAUAUAAGAAGGGUUUGGAUGUUCAUGGAAUCGACAGAUUCGGAAUGGAUAAAUACGUUUAUGGACAAGGCAUUUUAGAACUCUUUUUAUUUCCUUAUGUACGUUGAAUUAUGCUGUUGUAAUCGAGCCAAAGCUGUUUAAAAUUUAUCCAGGCUUUUGACAGCUUGUUUGGUUUUAGCAAAAGCCGUUGGAUCCACCUUAUCUUAUGCGUCUAACCCUGCAUAGUAACUUGCAUGGAUUUUCCUCUCACUAGUAUGUAAUAUUCUCAUUAAACAAAAAAAAAUUCUUAUUUCUUAUACAACUAUUUGAUUUC
Molecule: messenger RNA, 1142 nt
Organism: Cryptomeria japonica (Japanese cedar)
Lineage: Eukaryota; Viridiplantae; Streptophyta; Pinopsida; Cupressales; Cupressaceae
Exons: 1
Coding region: 97-675 (192 amino acids)
Source: RefSeq, a predicted model, not a curated record